UUUCUUUUGAUCUUAUCCAAGAUUCCAACAACUCAAAAAACUUAACAUAGUCUGUUAAGCAGACCAAAAUUGUAAUGGGCUCAGGUCCACUCAAUCCACACAACACUCUUUCCCAAUCUUCUUCCCCACUGCAAGAAAUCAGUUUGUGAGGAAGCAGAAAAAUUUUAGCUUGACAGUUGUUUAUGGUUAGAGUGCAGCAAUGUUGGCUGUAAAUGCAUCUCCACCAGGCUCAGCUACUUGUGUUGAUUCCAACCAUUUGAUCCUUUCUCAAGGUUUUCAAUCCAAUGGUCUCUUCUCUGCAAAGAAAGUUCUUUCAGCUGACAUAUACAAUAUUUCAAGACCUCAUUGUAUAGUGUCUGCUUUGCGAAAUUCUAAUAAGAAAGCCAAAAAUCUCUCAAAGAAGUCAAAAACAAGAACUUUGCAAAGUAAUCGCAUUCCAUCAAAGGACAACUCAGAAUUACCAGGGGAGUCUCUUGUACAAGAUCGAAGUAGUUCUGACAUCGAUCUUGAGCUAUCUAGUGGUAGCCUAAAAGACAAUGUUCCAGUUGCAAGCUCAAGUAGGAGCGCCGUGCUUCAAGCAUGUGUCUUUACAUCUGGUUGUUUGCUUGCUUUAGGUGCGGUAGUCAGACAGGUUUCCCAUAUUGCAUUUACAGAAGGAGCACCUGUCUUUGAUGCGACAGCAGUAUCCUUUUCUUUUGAAGCAUGGCAUGUUGAAUGGAUAAUCGGAUUGGUUAUAUUAAUAUCAUCUUGUCGAUACAUACUACUGAAGACAUGGCCUGAUUUUUCAGAGUCCAGUGAAGCUGCUAAUCAACAAGUCCUCGGCUCCCUUCAACCUUUGGAUUACAUCAUUGUAGCAUUUCUACCAGGAAUCAGUGAGGAGCUGCUUUUUCGUGGGGCAGUGCUACCAAUCUUCGGUCUCGAUUGGAGAAGUGCAUUGGCAGUUGGUGCAAUUUUCGGAUGUCUUCACUUAGGGAAUGGCCGGAGAUAUUCUUUCGCCAUCUGGGCGACAUUUGUCGGCUUUGCCUAUGGCUUGGCUACUAUUAAUUCCUCGAGCAUUGUCGCGGCAAUGGCUUCGCAUUCCUUGAACAAUCUUGUUGGAGGAAUUCUAUGGCGCUACACAACUGUUUUUGAGCGAAAGAAAAAUGAUUUGAAGUAAUACUUUUUCAUUUGCGUAUCGUGUCACGACACAAUUGCCACGAGGAAAACUUUUUCCAACUGUUCUUUUGUUGUUGUGCAUAUUCUUUGAUAAACGAAUCUCUCGGGAAUUUUUGUGCAUGUCUUUGAUGUUGUAUUUAUAGUUAUGAAAGCAAAUGUAAACUUUCCUAUUUUACAUGCAGAGGAAAGAGUUCUGAAGAUAAUAUGUUUUGAACAUAGAAAUGUUAUCUUACAGGUGCCUAAAUGACUGUUAGAAAUUAUCACCA
Molecule: messenger RNA, 1421 nt
Organism: Dioscorea cayenensis subsp. rotundata (Guinea yam)
Lineage: Eukaryota; Viridiplantae; Streptophyta; Magnoliopsida; Dioscoreales; Dioscoreaceae
Exons: 9
Coding region: 200-1156 (318 amino acids)
Biological process (GO): CAAX-box protein processing
Cellular component (GO): membrane
Molecular function (GO): metalloendopeptidase activity
Source: RefSeq, a predicted model, not a curated record